This is a messenger RNA of Saccharomycopsis crataegensis, 462 nucleotides long. RefSeq lists its product as uncharacterized. Lineage: Eukaryota; Fungi; Ascomycota; Saccharomycetes; Ascoideales; Saccharomycopsidaceae. The record is from RefSeq and is a predicted model, not a curated record. The coding region runs from base 1 to 462 and encodes 153 amino acids. The transcript has a single exon.
AUGAAGUUCCUUACUGCCGCUACUCUUUUCUCCUUGUUGGCCACUGGCCUCGCUGCCCCAGUCAAGCGUGAAGAAGAAGAACCAAAAUAUUUCGGUCUUGUCACCAUCCACUCUGGCAGUGCUUUCCAAUACGCCGGUGUUUAUGAGGUCGAAUCCCAUCCACACGUUUUCUCGGUUGCUGGCUCCGAAGGGGAGUAUGUCAACUUGACAAUGAAAGCCGAUAGUUCAUUGACCAAUGCUAAUGGUAGAGGGGUGUACGUUGACCCAAGUACCGGCGAAGUCGGACUCGUUGGUGAAGGACAAACACCAUCUACUGGGUUCAAGAUCGAAGAAAACUCCUUGUCUUACAAUGAUGCCGAAGCAUUUUCUGCUUGUCCUUCGGGUGAAAAUAAAUGGUCCUUGACCUUUAACUCCACUUGUACUGGUGGUACUGGUGUUGGAUUGUACGUUGUUUCUGCUUGA